UCCACCCAGUGGACUGUCCGUCUCUGUUUUCCAGACGUCUCUCCAUCUGAGCUGAAUCCUUUGGUGAAGGACACCAAGAUCGGAGGAAACCUGAUGAAGAAGCUGAUGAAGCAGCGUCCCGCUCGGGUCUCUCAUUUGCUGCAGGAGAACAUGCCCAAAACCGUGUCCAACUUUCGCUAUGAUGAGUUCUUCGAGAAGAAGAUCGAGGAGAAGAAGGAGGAUCACACGUACCGCGUGUUUAAAACGGUGAACCGUAAGGCGACGGAGUUCCCCAUGGCGGACGAUUACACCGAGUCGCUGUCCUUCAAGAGAAGUGUUUCUGUGUGGUGCAGCAACGACUAUCUGGGCAUGAGCCGCCACCCGCGGGUGGUGCAGACCAUAAUGGACACUUUAGAGAAACAUGGUUCUGGAGCCGGAGGCACUCGAAAUAUAUCGGGGACGAGUAAGUUUCACGUGGACCUGGAGCACGAGCUGGCUGAUCUUCACGGGAAGGACGCGGCCUUGCUCUUCACCUCGUGUUUCGUGGCCAAUGACUCCACGCUCUUCACGCUGGCUAAGAUGCUGCCUGGUGAUUAUUCCCCUUUCAUGUUUUGCAUGAAGAAAGCGAAGCACGCCUCAAUGAUUCAGGGCAUCAGGAACAGCGGCGCCAAGAAGUUUAUCUUCCGCCACAAUGACGCCAAGCACUUGCGCGAGCUGCUGGAGGAAUCAGAUCCCUCCGCUCCCAAGAUUGUGGCCUUUGAGACGGUGCACUCAAUGGACGGCGCCGUGUGUCCGCUGGAGCAGAUGUGUGACGUGGCUCACGAGUUCGGCGCCAUCACGUUCGUGGACGAGGUGCAUGCGGUGGGGCUCUACGGCCCCCGGGGGGGUGGCAUCGGAGACCGGGACGGAGUCAUGCACAAGAUGGACAUCAUCUCCGGCACUCUGGGUGAGUCUCCGAGAACAAAGAAUUACAGCCGGGUGGAGACGAGCCCACAGGCACCUACAGCUGCUUAACACAGACCAAACCAGCCAAACCUGUUGGUUCCUGUUACUCCACUGAUAAAAAUCAUGACUGCUUUUGUUUCUUCUAAAU
Sinocyclocheilus grahami is the source of this 1072-nucleotide messenger RNA. Its product is annotated as 5-aminolevulinate synthase, nonspecific, mitochondrial-like. Gene Ontology annotation, cellular component: mitochondrion. Gene Ontology annotation, molecular function: pyridoxal phosphate binding; 5-aminolevulinate synthase activity. The annotation marks the transcript as partial. The transcript has 5 exons. The record is from RefSeq and is a predicted model, not a curated record. NCBI's taxonomy places the organism in Eukaryota, Metazoa, Chordata, Actinopteri, Cypriniformes, Cyprinidae. Gene Ontology annotation, biological process: heme biosynthetic process; hemoglobin biosynthetic process; erythrocyte development.